AUGUCGAUGGUGAGGCGGAGCAACGUCUUCGAUCCCUUCGCGGACCUCUGGGCGGACCCCUUCGACACCUUCCGCUCCAUCGUCCCGGCGAUGAUCUCAGGCAACAACAACAACAACGAGACAGCUGCGUUCGCCAACGCUCGCGUGGACUGGAAGGAGACCCCUGAGGCGCACGUCUUCAAGGCCGACCUCCCCGGCGUGAAGAAGGAGGAGGUCAAGGUGGAGGUGGAGGACGGCAACGUGCUCGUCGUCAGCGGCGAGCGCACGAAGGAGAAGGAGGACAAGAACGACAAGUGGCACCGUGUGGAGCGUAGCAGCGGCAAGUUCGUGAGGCGCUUCCGCCUGCCGGAGGACGCCAAGGUGGAGGAGGUGAAGGCCGGUCUGGAGAACGGUGUGCUCACUGUCACGGUGCCCAAGGCCGAGGUGAAGAAGCCUGAGGUGAAGGCCAUCGAGAUCACCGGCUGA
Messenger RNA from Triticum turgidum subsp. durum (durum wheat), 465 nucleotides. NCBI's taxonomy places the organism in Eukaryota, Viridiplantae, Streptophyta, Magnoliopsida, Poales, Poaceae. The record is from the annotation of a GenBank genome assembly.